Molecule: messenger RNA, 1377 nt
Organism: Vicia villosa (hairy vetch)
Lineage: Eukaryota; Viridiplantae; Streptophyta; Magnoliopsida; Fabales; Fabaceae
Exons: 2
Coding region: 405-1160 (251 amino acids)
Source: RefSeq, a predicted model, not a curated record
UCCUUCAUUAAACCCACUUAAACCUCAUUUUACCUUUUCUUACCAUUUAAACACCACUUUAAUCAUCAAUUAAACACAAGCUAAUUACCAAAGGCCAAAUGACCAAAUUGCCACUACUCUUGCUCCAAUUCUAUAAAUAGAGGCCUUGCCUCUCUCAUUUCUCAAGCUUUGAGAGCCAACAAAUCCCUUGCAAUUUCUCUCCUCAUCCCUACCAAAUUCACCAAAGCUCUUAUUCCUUUCAUAAAGUUUGUGAGUCACAUCUUGAACCUCACAAACUUUGAGCUAAACCACCAUCCAUUUCACUCUUUUUUCUUCAAUUGUUGAGAGAUCAAGAUUUGUGUUGGUGAUUCUUGAAGUAGAUCCAAGUUUGUGCAAGAUUUGUGCAACGCUCGUGCUAAGAAGAAAUGGAAAGUAUCAAACAAGAGAUUCUUGAACUCCGCAAAGAGGUGGUUACUUUGAAGGCUGGUAUGGAGCAUCUGACUGCUCUGGUUGAGGCUCUAGUUGCUGCCCAAGUCAAUCCUCCUAUGAUGGAAGAAAGGAUGGCAAAGGUCUUUCUUGAAACUCUGAACUCGUUCUUUCCCAAGGGGACAGUAGUCAGUACACCUGCUGACUUUCACAGAGAGGUGGGUAUGAAAGCGCUUCUAGAAAAGGAUGUCCGAAAGGAAUGUUUGUUUGAAGAAGGUAACUCAGCUGGUAGUGUGAAGAAGUUUGGUAAUGACUUUUCAAAGAAGAGAAUCAGGGGAGGAAACAAUCAUCAUCAACAUCAUCAUGUUUCCUAUAUCAUUCCUGUAUCCAAUUCAAUUCAUGCAACUCCAGAUUAUCAGCAAAGUACUCGUCAACAAGCUCCUCCACUGAAUGAGCAAAAUCAAUCUCGAAAGCCUAAUUUUGAUCCUAUCCCUAUGACCUACACAGAAUUGUUCCCUGCUCUAAUUCAUAAGAAUUUGGUUCAGACAAGGUCACCACCUCCAAUUCCAGAGAAGAUUCCAUGGUGGUACAAUGCUGAUGUUACUUGCGCUUUUCAUCAGGAUGCUCCCGGACACAGUUUAGAAGAUUGUUGGGCUCUAAAGGUUGAAGUUCAAAGAUUGACUCGUGCUGGUAUUUUGUCUUUCCGAGACAUUGGCCCUGAUGUUCAAGCCAAUUCUUUGCCAAAGCAUGAAUGAAUCACUAUUGAUGGUAGCCUGAAGUUUGAAAGAUGUUUCCUUCAGCACAAACCCAGAUGGAGAAAGCCUUCUCAGUUUUUUUAGUAUUCUUACUGAUUUUCAUUUGUAAUAUUACUUGUUUUUCAAAUGCAUUGUUUGCAUGUAGAAACUUGUUUAUUUUUGAAUGUUAAUGCUAAUGCAACAAUAAUGUUUGUCUUGAAGUAAUCCAUUCGUUUCA